GGCAGCCUCGUCUAUACCAGUAAACAGGUGAUCACUUAUGAGAUUCUCUCCUGUGAGUAUAGUACCAAUCAACCAGGUCAUCGCCUAUAAAGCCUCUUCAUCACCAGGUAUAACAGGCUGAUGUUACUGAUGCUGGAAUCAAUACAGAUACGGCGGAUACAUUUGAUUCCUGUACAGGAGUAUUGGACUGGUAAUCCGGAGGGUAAACUUCUAUACACAGAUGACCAUACUGAACUCAUGGACUACAGUAGCAAACUGCAGUUGAAGGAAUUAUUGCCAUUUGUUGUAUACAAAAUAUAAACCAGGGUCAAUCCAUCCAUACGCCAAUGGGAGUUGAGGUGUACCCGGUGUCCUUCUAUAUAACACUCACGCUUUUGAUAGCCGCACAGUUUGUCCUAGGACUUACGCUUAACCUCGGAACUCAGAUCAGUUUGUUAUCUCAGCAACUCCUCCAGGUUAAGAGGGGCAACCUCUUUGUUCGGACACUGGGAUGGAUCGACACGCUGAUUUGCCUAACACUGAUGCCAUCUACAUUUGCUAUCAUCAUAAGUUUUCCAAAAGUAAAUUUUCUGUUAUGUGCCUUUCAUGAGAGUGUGGUAUCUAUGUCUAUAUCGGCAACGGCCACAUGUGUUCUAUUUAUAUCUUUGGAUCGCUACGGGGCUAUCGUCACUCCAACUGUACAACGAAUAACACACAAAAAUGUCAGAUUUAUUAAUAUAUUUAUUGCCAUAGUGUCUAUAUUAGGAUUUUUGUUUCCGAUCAUGUGCCUCUGUUUUGUUACCUCCACGGACGUUCUUACACAAAUGACUUCUUCUGGAGUGUUUUGUCGCGACCUUCUAUUGAACACAAGUCCUAUUUACAUCUACGAGGUGUAUUUCGUCAGCCUAGCUUCGGUUUCUACCAUAACAACAACGAUAUGUUAUAUAAAAAUCUACAGAAUUGCCAAAAGGCGAAUAAAGGCAAGGAAAGUCAAUGCUAUGAUGACCGAGAGUGAUAGGCCGAGUGGGGUAAGACUCGUGUUUAAACUACAAGAGCGGAAAACGAUAUGGCUCUCGCUAGCGAUCGUUUGUACGUUUUUCCUUUCGUGGGGGCCUUAUAUUCUCAUCGCUGUUUUACAGAUAUGGAUGCACAAUACACUGCCAUUAGAAAUGACCAAAAUGUGUCUCCUGUCACUUGGGAUGAUUUCAACAGUUCUGCAUCCAAUAUUCUACACAUUUCUCAACAAGAAAGAAAGUCGUCAUGAUCAACUGAAACGAAUAAUGAUAGAGGCGGGAAGAGAAAGAUUACGUGGCUAUGACAGACAGCAGUCAGAGGAAGCGGCCUCCUCAGUGCAAAAACUUGUACAUAAGACAAUAUCACAAGGCAUCUCAAUUGGUGUAAGCAGUAGACAUGAUCUGGAAAUAUUCACAACAAGCCAGGAUCAUCAAAAUACCUGUUCAAAUGAAAAAGAUGACGGGUUAUAUGAAGCUAACCACGCUCCUAUAACCGUUACCCGGAACCCUUUUCCUAGACGAAGUGACAGGAACUUUUCAGUUACAGAUCGCAUUGGUAGACGGUCGUCAAUAUCUGAAACAAACGAUAUACACUUAUCUGGCCAAAGUAAUAAAAAUAAAAUGCGAACACUAAGCUUAGAAAUGCAACCUAGUAAAAUAAAUUCACAAUUUCCGAACAUUCAAAGCCCAGAUACCGAUGACCGUCAUCUUACCUUAUCUCCUGGUUCAUGUUAUGGUCAGGAAUACACAAUAUUCCAAGGGGCAAGUUCUGAAACAGUUAAAUGUGUCCCUGGAUUCAGCGCAGGAUCACUUAACACCAGUAAAUGCCAGCUCAGUACAACGCCCAUUGAAACAGUUGAUAGUGUAUUUGCUUCUUCAGAAUCAAAUGUAGGAUUUAAACCACUCAAUCACUAUUACAGCGAGGAAAUCAAAUUCCAGUAUGCGAAUGCAGCGUUCGAACAUUAA
Molecule: messenger RNA, 1958 nt
Organism: Mizuhopecten yessoensis (Yesso scallop)
Lineage: Eukaryota; Metazoa; Mollusca; Bivalvia; Pectinida; Pectinidae
Product: probable G-protein coupled receptor 22
Exons: 2
Coding region: 327-1958 (543 amino acids)
Biological process (GO): neuropeptide signaling pathway
Cellular component (GO): membrane
Molecular function (GO): G protein-coupled peptide receptor activity
Source: RefSeq, a predicted model, not a curated record